Messenger RNA from Mytilus trossulus (common blue mussel), 686 nucleotides. RefSeq lists its product as uncharacterized. Bases 114 to 686 code for a protein of 190 amino acids. The transcript is spliced from 4 exons. Lineage: Eukaryota; Metazoa; Mollusca; Bivalvia; Mytilida; Mytilidae. The record is from RefSeq and is a predicted model, not a curated record.
CACCUUUAUGGUAAAAUGUUUAACACGAUAAGACACAUUUUGAUGAGGACAAUUUUAAUGUAUAUGCAUGCAUUUUUAAUUAUGUGUAUCAACAUAGAAGAAAGUGUUGAAAUAUGAUAACAGUGUCAAUUUUGCUGGCCAUUACAGUUCAUUUACAAAUAGUUUCAGGAGUUUUAAAUGAUAUAGUACCAAUCAGGGCUCAUAGAGGAGAAAAGGUGGUUUUGAAAUGUUCCAGUUCCGGAACUGAAAAGACUUGGUUCGGACCAGAUCUCAACGAUUCUGCUCAUGAAAGAACAUUGAUGUAUUUUUCGAAUCAUCUUAAAAACCCGAAACUGAAUCUAUCCAAUUACUUCGUUCAGGCAAAUGAAGGAAACUAUGACUUAACUAUUUUCAAUUUCCAAAAGGGAGGUAUAGGUCUUUAUCGAUGCAAAUUUCUAAAUAACAGAACGUUUGACGAAACUAAGUAUAAUGUUUCCUUAUUAGACGACGUCGUUGAAACAUCCAAGGACUAUGAAGACAGAAAGAAUUUAGAAAACACACCAGGCAUUCAAGUAAAUGUCAAGGAAACCAGUUCUCAAUGUAAGUACAUAGGAAAUAUCCAGCAAACACGAUACUUUUUCAAAAUCUGUUUUGUGUUAUUUUCAAUGAAAUAUAAUCCAAUGUUUCAUAAAGCAAUAGUUUUAUGA